AUGAACUCGUCUUGCACAAUUAUAUUCACUUAUUGGGAUUCUUUGCAAUUUCAAGCGUCAUUUUCCCAUAUCAUAAUUUGUAUCACUUUUCCAAUUAACUUGUUUGGUGGAUAUUGUAUUGUAAAGAAAACACCGAGGAAUCGAAGAAGUGCCAGAUGGUAUUUGCUGCAUUUACAUGCUUGGACAAUCCUCACAGACUUGCUCAUCGGUGGUCUCGUUUGUCCAUACAUGUUUUUCCCGGUACUGGUCGGUAUUUCCGCCGGCGUGCUCAGUUGGUUUUCAGUUCCCGUGUGGAUUCAGGUGUUUUGUGCACAACUUGGAUUGGGUGGUCUCGCCACGGCUAUCGUCAUGCUUUUCGAAAAUCGCCACAAUACGCUGGUGCGCGGGAGAUUUAAAAUUGAAGCCAACUGGAUCCGAUACACAUUCUACGCCGUCAACGGAAUCUAUGCGCUUCUUUUUUUACUACCAGUUUACUUCAGAAUACCUGAUCCAGAAUGGGCAAAACUGAUUCUUCUAAAAGUAAUUCUUCCGUGCCCUCAUCCGUCAUAUUUUCAAUCGAAUGUUUUUGUUUUUUCAAUGGAUAUAUCGUCAGUUACUGGGACGGCUGGAAUAUUUUUGCUAUUUUUUCUGACAGAAGUAUUCGUACUUUGCAUCCAUUCAAGUUAUUUUCUGAUGAGCUUAAAAACACACAUGUCACCAACCACCAGAAAAUUACAACAAAAAUUCUUUAUCGAUAUGAUUUUCCAAGUUUCAAUGCCUGUCGUUGUCAUCGUUUUGCCCAUGAUCUAUUGUUUUUAUUCAAUUGUUUGGCAGCAGUAUAAUCAGAUGUUCAACAACAUUGCGAUAAUGUGCAUAUCUCUACACGGAAUGUGCUCAACCAUCACAAUGAUCUGCCUGAAUCCAACAUAUCGUCAUUUUACACUUUCCGUUUUGACGUGUUUCUAUUAUGAUCCAACUCUUCGAAGAAGCUCCGUGAUGACCGUGUCCCCCGCCACCGUUACACAACAAAAACAUUGA
Messenger RNA from Caenorhabditis elegans, 1017 nucleotides. It is a transcript of the gene srh-44, whose product is annotated as Serpentine Receptor, class H. The coding region runs from base 1 to 1017 and encodes 338 amino acids. The record is from RefSeq and is marked reviewed. NCBI's taxonomy places the organism in Eukaryota, Metazoa, Nematoda, Chromadorea, Rhabditida, Rhabditidae. The transcript has 6 exons.